AUGGCCCCCGUACUUCGUAAAACUCACCCGCUAGUAAAAAUCAUUAAUAACUCAUUUAUUGACCUCCCUGCACCAGUUAACCUUUCAUCAUUAUGAAACUUUGGGUCUCUGCUGGGAGUCUGCCUAAUUGCCCAAAUCGUUACUGGGCUAUUCUUAGCAAUACACUACACCGCCGACACAUCCAUAGCCUUCUCAUCCGUUGCCCAUAUCUGCCGAGAUGUAAACAACGGCUGGCUGCUUCGCAACCUUCAUGCAAAUGGCGCCUCAUUCUUCUUCAUCUGCAUCUACCUCCACAUCGGACGGGGUAUAUACUAUGGCUCCUUCUUAUUCAAAGAAACUUGAAAUAUUGGUGUCAUUCUCCUAUUUCUGGUCAUAGCUACAGCAUUCGUGGGCUACGUCCUUCCAUGGGGACAAAUAUCCUUCUGGGGGGCAACUGUUAUUACAAACCUUCUUUCCGCUGCCCCCUAUAUCGGAACUGAACUUGUUCAGUGAAUCUGAGGGGGCUUUUCAGUAGACAACGCAACUCUAACACGAUUUUUUACAUUUCACUUUAUCCUGCCGUUUAUUAUUGCAGGCGCUUCCAUGCUUCACCUUCUAUUUUUACAUCAAACAGGGUCCUCUAACCCAACAGGCCUUAACCCCAACUUUGACAAGAUCCCCUUCCACGCCUAUUACUCCUACAAAGAUCUCUUCGGCUUCGCAACUAUGCUUGCCCUACUUGCCCUACUAUCCACUUUCGCCCCCAACCUCUUAGGUGACCCAGACAACUUCACACCAGCUAACCCCUUGGUCACCCCACCACACAUCAAGCCAGAAUGAUACUUCUUGUUCGCCUAUGCCAUUCUUCGCUCAAUUCCGAAUAAAUUAGGCGGGGUCCUAGCCCUUCUAUUCUCCAUUAUAAUCCUCUUCCUCAUGCCCUUUCUUCACACCUCCAAACAACGAACCCUCAUGUUCCGGCCCCUGGCAAAGCUAUUCUUCUGGACACUAGUAGCUAACACCCUAAUCCUAACUUGAAUUGGGGGGCAACCAGUAGAGGACCCCUUCGUUAUGAUCGGUCAACUGGCUUCUAUCUCCUACUUCUCAAUCUUUAUCAUCUUUAUCCCCCUCCUCGGGCUCACAGAAAACAAACUAACCCAACUCAGCAGA
This is a messenger RNA of Bufo gargarizans (Asiatic toad), 1146 nucleotides long. NCBI's taxonomy places the organism in Eukaryota, Metazoa, Chordata, Amphibia, Anura, Bufonidae. The record is from the annotation of a RefSeq genome assembly.